This is a messenger RNA of Alosa alosa (allis shad), 1217 nucleotides long. RefSeq names its product syncytin-A-like. NCBI's taxonomy places the organism in Eukaryota, Metazoa, Chordata, Actinopteri, Clupeiformes, Clupeidae. The transcript has 2 exons. Bases 219 to 1217 code for a protein of 332 amino acids. The record is from RefSeq and is a predicted model, not a curated record.
GAAGAAACUCUGACCAGUUGCUUGAAGCCACGGACAUCAUCCAGGACAGAGACUUUUGCCUUUGAACUGAACUGUUGCCUGCUGGUCUCCUUCACUUCUCCCCAAAAAGACUCUGUUUCCCAAAGGAAUCCUCAACUCCAUCGUUCUCUAACAGCGAUCAGCUCACUGAAUUCUGUGUUGUGUAACUGUUGUUGUGUGCCUCCUUUAUCAACUGGAAAAUGUCACCGAGAAUGUUGUUUUGUUGUGCUGUUACCCUGUGUCACCUGGUUAUUGUUACUGAUACUCUGUAUGACAGCCAUCAUGAUGUGCACAAGGACAACACUUUUCUGAAGACGGCUCAUGGGUUAGCCCAGGCCAAGCGUAAGCAUUCGUGUUGGGUAUGCGGGUUAAUGCCAUCUGCCUCUGAAGUGUAUCCUUACAUAGCCAUCCCCUUUACCAUCCCAGAGUAUGUAGCUGCCUUUAACAGUACUACAAAUGGUUCCCCUGAUGACAUCUUUCCCAAUCCUCCAUGGGCCAGAGGGCCCCCAUCUAAGCUUAAAUUGAGUUAUGCCCCACGUGGUGUGAUCUGUUGGGUGGCCGACAAGAAUGGACGGUCGGUGGUAGGUCAGAGCAUCUGCCCAUAUGAAGUUCAGGUUGGACAGACUGAACUUUCCAUUGAACAGUCAGGUGAAGUGGUCCUUAUUCCCCUUCCCCCGAUGAUGCGUGUUCCAGGUGGGACGCCAGGAAGCACGGUCGUCACUAAUGCACUAGCCCCUGUACGUGGUUCCAUGUUUGUGUGUGGACAGUAUGCAUAUUCCUAUCUUCCCCCUAAUUGGCAAGGCUCUUGUUAUUUAUCUUAUGUUGUUCCAGCUGUGAGGAUUGUGGGGAGGGAACAUUUGGUGGGUGAGUCAACAUCCAUACACCCUAGGACUAAGCGUGACGCUUUUGGGGGUCACAGUACUGUUGCAACCCCGACACAGAGAUUCUUUGCCGCUUUAAUUCCAACUUAUGGCCUAACGGUGGCGCUUGAUGAGAUUAGAGAUCUGGUACACAUUGUUGAUGUAGUAGCUAAUGACACUGCACGUGCUCUUUCAGACAUUAACCGAGAACUGUAUGCAGUAAGACAGGUUGCCCUUCAGAAUAGACUCUGCCUGGACGGGUUUUGGCCAGUAAGGGGAGGUGCUUGUGCUCUGAUUGGACAGGAAUGCUGUACUUAUGUGCCUGACUUCGACCGGUAA